CAGAGGGUCAAUCAGGUUACAAGGUCUCCUCUCGUCCACUGCAGUCACUCAUUAAUGUCCAGUCAUCGGCUUCCUGCUGCUCCACUCGUCCGUCAGUUCUGUUCAUCACUCUCUCAGUCGUCCACUUGUCCGUCAGACUGUUUUUUCUGAUGGAAGUGAAGCUCUGAAACAUCCAUUAUUAAUAUUAUAAUUUUACAGCUGACGUAAAAAUAUGAACAAACUGUUUUGAAAAAUAUUUGAAAAGAUAGUGAAAUAAAAAGGAGAUUAAAGAAAGAGAGCGAUGGGCUUCGCCGAACUGCUGGACGAGGUGGGCGGGUUCGGCAGGUACCAGUGGCUCCAUGUGACGCUCAUCAGUUUACCUGGUUUGUUGAUGGCGAGUCAGAACCUGCUCAACAACUUCGUCUCUGGAAUCCCCGCCCACCACUGCACCCUGCCGUCCAAUCACAGCCUCUCUAAUCUGUCUCACUACCAGGUGGACGAGAAGCAGUUGCUCAAGGUUUUCAUUCCUCUGGACUCCUCAGGAAAUAGACUGGACCGCUGCAGGAGGUAUGUGGAGCCGCAGUGGCAACUGUUAGCCGUUAACAACUCAGCUAAUGUUAGCGAACUACAGACAGAAGAGUGUGUGGACGGAUGGACGUUCGACCACUCUGAGUUCCUCGCAACCACCGUCUCUGAGUGGGACUUGGUGUGUGCGUUGCGUCCUCUGAAGCAGAUGAUUCAGACCAUCUAUAUGGGCGGCGUUUUGGCUGGAGCCAUCAUCUUUGGCAGCCUGUCGGACAGGUUUGGGCGGCGAUCUAUCCUCAUAUGGUCAUACCUACAGCUGGGCGUGCUGGGGGGCUGCUCCGCCCUCUCUCCCUCGUACACCACCUACUGUAUUUUUAGGUUUCUGAGCGGGAUGGCGGUGUCUGGCAUCAUCCUCAAUGGAGUCUCAUUGAAGGUGGAGUGGAUUCCGACCAAAGAGAGAACACUCGUUGGGACGCUCACAUCAUUCUUCUUCACCUUUGGUCAAAUGAUCUUGGCGGGACUCGCUGAUUGGUUGAGAGACUGGAGGAAGCUGCAGGUCGCCGUCUCUGCGCCAUACCUUCUUUUCUUCGCCUACAGUUGGUGGUUCCUAGAGUCUGCCCGUUGGUUGGUUCUGAACCGGCGGUCUGAGGAGGCGUUGAAGAGUUUACACAGAGUUGCUCGAAUUAACGGAAAACCAGAGAUUGUUGACAAGUUAACACUGGAGGUUCUGCACUCACACAUGAUCAAAGAGAUGGACUCGAGUCGUUCGACGUUUACAGCGUACGACCUCCUGAGAACCAGAACGAUGAGACGCAUCUCCGUCUGUAUGAUGGCCGUGUGGUUCGCCACUAGUUUUGCGUACUAUGGUUUGGCGAUGGACCUGCAGAAGUUUGGGGUGAAUAUCUACCUGAUGCAAAUCAUCUUUGCAGCUGUGGAUUUUCCCGCCAAGUUGUUUGCUCUGGGCAUGCUCAGUUACUGUGGGAGGCGGGUCUCUCAGGCCGUCUGUCUCUUCCUAUCGGGCGCCGUCAUCUUCGCCAACAUUUUUGUCCCGAAAGACAUGCAGGUCCUCAGGACAACCUUUGCGUGUCUUGGUAAAGGUUUAACCUCGGCGUCGUUCACCACUGCCUACCUGUACACUGGCGAGCUCUACCCCACCGUCAUCAGGCAGACAGGGAUGGGUUUGGUCUCCACCAUGGCGAGAAUCGGCAGCAUGGCAGCGCCUGCUGUCCUCAUUCUGGACGAGGUCUUCCCUGCUCUGCCCAGUGUGGUGUAUGGGGGCGCCGCCGUGCUGGCUGGAGGAUUCGCUUGUUUCCUGCCAGAGACCCUGAACAUCCCGCUGCCUGACACCAUCCAAGAUGUGGAGGAGAAUUGGUCUGGAAGAUACCCUGCAACUCGAGAGAAAGAGGGCGUGUCCUUACAAGAGGGCAUGACCUCUGACAACAUCAUAAAGUCCUGUGGGGGCGUGGUCUCAAAGGAGGGUGUGACAUUAAAAGAGCGAAAGGAAACAGAAGGGGCCGGCCUCAAUGCGCUCUGACCAAUCAGAUGCUGCCACAUCACACAGUCAGAACAGGCCUGAAGAGUAGGGAGCACUCCUGUAACCAUGGAGAUGUCAAUCUGAGAUCAUUACAGUUGUCACCAUGGUUACUGUAGACAUCCACAGCUGGUAGGAAACAAUGAUUAUCAAUCAAUCAAUCAAAUUUUAUUUGUAUAGCCCAUAUUCACAAAUCACAGUUUGUCUCAUAGGGCUUUAACAUGGUGAGACAUCCUCUGUCCUCAACAAGAGUCAGGACAAACUACUAAAAACCUUUUAACAGGUACAAGUACACAGAAACCUCAGAGACACAUGUGAGGACCCGUCUCCCAGGACGGACACAAGUCAACAGAUGUCAAGUGAAGGAAACAUCCUCAGAUUACCUUUUAACCCUUUUAUUAAACUGGUGAUGAACAUUAGGCUUGUGAUGUUGCCUUGGUGACGUGACAACACAAAGAUACUGACGCAGUUGAAACUAUUACUACGGCAACCACAAACCUGAACUUCACUUCCUCAGACCAGGACAACACGCUGACCAAUUGGAUAGAAGGACUGAAUCUCAACCAAUCACAAAGCUGUAAUCAUAAAGAUGAACCAGUGAUGAAGGAGGGUUCAGAGGAAACGUGUGAUGGGUCAGAUGAUUGAUUAUCGAUCAGAUGUAUAUGAUGUCUCCAGAGCAUUGCAAUAACAUGUCAACAAAACUAUGUAGAAAUACUAAGACUGAUGUUAAUAAUCAAUAAUAUAUGUAUGAGGCUAAUAAAACAAAUUAUUAUCAA
Messenger RNA from Pleuronectes platessa (European plaice), 2811 nucleotides. It is a transcript of the gene oatx, whose product is annotated as organic anion transporter X. Lineage: Eukaryota; Metazoa; Chordata; Actinopteri; Pleuronectiformes; Pleuronectidae. Gene Ontology annotation, molecular function: transmembrane transporter activity. The record is from RefSeq and is a predicted model, not a curated record. Gene Ontology annotation, cellular component: membrane. Gene Ontology annotation, biological process: transmembrane transport. Bases 281 to 2038 code for a protein of 585 amino acids. The transcript is spliced from 16 exons.